Messenger RNA from Chelonus insularis, 1409 nucleotides. RefSeq names its product erlin-1-like. The transcript has 3 exons. Gene Ontology annotation, biological process: SREBP signaling pathway. Gene Ontology annotation, cellular component: endoplasmic reticulum; endoplasmic reticulum membrane. Lineage: Eukaryota; Metazoa; Arthropoda; Insecta; Hymenoptera; Braconidae. Gene Ontology annotation, molecular function: cholesterol binding; ubiquitin protein ligase binding. The record is from RefSeq and is a predicted model, not a curated record. The coding region runs from base 287 to 1288 and encodes 333 amino acids.
GCAAACGACGUUUGCUAAGUCGAAUGAUCACCGGUAUGGAUUAGACAUAGUGAUGUUGAUUUUAAUAACAAGAAUGUAAACACAUUUUUGAAUAGAAACAAAUUCUCUUAUUUCAACCGUAACUAUUUAUUCUCUAACGUCUAAACUUUUCAUUUUAUCUAGAAGUCAUUAAAACUCUAGCAAUUUUAAAUAUUUAUUGAAAAAGACAUAACCUUUACUAUUCCAUUCAUUCAAAAAACUUGGAAUUAUUAUUUUAUUCAAGAUAAGUAGUUAAUUAUUAAUAAAAAUGUUUGACCAAAGUAUUGUGGGUAUUUGUUUACUUCUUUUCCUAGCACUUGUUUUUAACUUUUCCAUCCAUAAAAUUGAAGAGGGUCAUGUUGGAGUUUAUUUCAGAGGAGGUGCAUUAUUACCUCAUGUCAGUCAGCCUGGGUUUCAUAUGAUGGUUCCACUUCUGACGACUUACAGAUCUGUUCAAGUUACUUUGCAGACUGAUGAAGUGAAAAAUGUCCCUUGUGGAACAAGUGGUGGAGUAAUGAUUUAUUUUGAUCGAAUUGAAGUUGUAAAUAUUCUUGAUGCUAAUGCUGUGUACAAUAUGGUAAGAAAUUUCACAGCUGAUUAUGAUCGAGUAUUAAUUUUUAAUAAAGUUCAUCAUGAGUUGAAUCAAUUCUGCUCUGUUCACACAUUACAUGAAGUUUAUAUUGACUUGUUCGAUCAAAUUGAUGAAAAUUUAAAAACUGCCUUGCAAAAAGAUUUACAUGAGUUGGCACCAGGCUUAAGUAUUCAAGCUGUUCGUGUAACAAAGCCUAAAAUUCCUGAAACAAUACGGAAAAAUUAUGAAUUGAUGGAGGGAGAAAAGACCAAGUUAUUAAUUUCUAUAGAGCAUCAAAAAGUGGUAGAAAAAGAUGCUGAAACAGAUCGUAAGAAAGCUUUAAUUGAAGCUCAAAAAGAAUCCCAGGUUGCUGAAAUUCAGUAUAAACAGAAAAUCAUGGAGAAAGAAUCAUUACAGAAAAUAGCAGCCAUUGAAAAUGAUCUGCACCUUGCUAGACAAAAAAGUCUUUCAGAUGCUGAGUAUUAUAAACAGCAAAAACAAGCCGAGGCAAAUAUGUUAUUAUUUUCUAAGGAAUAUUUGGAAAUAAAAAAAUAUGAAUCCUUAGCUAAAAAUUCAAAGAUUUAUUAUGGACAAGAAAUUCCCAAAAUGUUUGCUUUAGGAGGAUGUUCUCAAGAGCCUUCUUUAGGAGCAACUGCUACUAGUGCAUUAAAAUAUGCUCAAGAAUCAAGUGAUUUAUGACUUAGCUUUGUUUAUCUUCCUGUUAUAUAUUUGGCUCGUGUUAUUAUUUCUCGUUAUGUAUUAUGUUCUUUGUAAGUAUAAAUUAUAUUGUUUUCAAGAAUAAAUUAAACCAUUUUAUAAA